This is a messenger RNA of Pangasianodon hypophthalmus (striped catfish), 1645 nucleotides long. It is a transcript of the gene exoc1l, whose product is annotated as exocyst complex component 1 like. The coding region runs from base 781 to 1326 and encodes 181 amino acids. Lineage: Eukaryota; Metazoa; Chordata; Actinopteri; Siluriformes; Pangasiidae. The transcript has 3 exons. The record is from RefSeq and is a predicted model, not a curated record.
UAAUCCCUUAUUGAUGUCCCAAAUAUAAUUUCAUAAAGAACAUUAUUUCAUUGUAUAAGUCUCUCAUUUGCUUUUGCUUUCAAAAGAUUAGUCCAAUAAACAUAGUUCAUUCCGAUGUGGAUAUUGUUCCUCACAAGGUUACUUCUUUGCUGGUGUAUGUGAGUGCUUUUCUUCCAUUUUAAAUAAAGUGAAACCACUUUGGCCAAAUCUCUUAGGAUUUCCUAUGGCACUUUACCCAUCUGUCUUUCCUUACACAAACAGGACCAAUCUAAUACAGUGCUUUUUUCCAGCUGAAACUCAGUUAUUUGGCAUCUGUUCAGUGGCAUCUGACAUCUUCACACAGGAAGCUAUUGAUUAUCUUUUCCCAACAAUAAUAAUAAAUGCCUCUGGCUUUGUGUGUAUACACUUUUAAGAAGUGGAAGAGUGGGUGUGCACUUGUGUGAAUGAAUUUCAUAGAUAUAAAUUAUGCAUUUCUAAAUCGAUUACAAAUUGGAUCUUUAUGGUUGAUAGUGCCGCAAGAAUACUCUGAGUGGUCUCAAAGCAACUGGUCUUUAAUCGGUGCUUUUAUAAUGGAGGGUUAAGGGGAAGAUGCUACUUGAUAACUUAUGAAGCUCAGGCGAGAGGGAGAAGAGGAGAGAGAAGGCACAGGAGGCAGGACAAUAACGACACUCAGUUAUCUGAAGCUGGAGCAAACCUAAUUUUGCUUUUGUCAUUCAAAUUUAUUCAUUUAUUUUAAAUAUCCAGCUGUUCGAGCCCUGCUUUUUUUCCUUUUUCUCCGAGAUGUCAUCACUGUUGAAAGAAGAGAUGCAGCGUGUCUUGUUCAGACCAGAAAAACAGAAACUGGUGGAGUUUAUAGAGAUCGAGGAGGAAAAAAGUGGACGACAUUUCCUCUGUGUGGCCGUAUCUAAGAGCAAACAAGUCCAGAUCUCAGUGGUGCGGUGUGAGAAAGCUCGCCCUGCCAAAAGUAAGAAAUCUCGGCGUAUUGGACUGGAAGACCACUACGUGAGGACGGAGGUGUGGGCUCUCGAAGAACUGAGGAUUCUGGAUGGGAGGGACCCUGACGCAGACGAUCCCUGCUUCCUGAUGCACUUCGACACGGUGCGUCCUGUGAAAGCAGUGAACUGUGCUGCAAAGUAUUGCCUGGCCCGCUGUCUGGUCGCACUUAGUGACUCACAUCAGCACACUGAGCUACAUCUUCGGAACUUUGACUGGACAUACAUUAAGCCGACGUCCAUAUACUCGAACAGAGGUGACUGCAUGGUCCUAAUGCGGAUCUGCUUCUACGCCUUCAACCUGGUGUGUCUCUCCUUGUGUCCUGUGCCGUAGGAAGGGUUUGAGACAUUGGACUCCUGCUCCUGACAUCUCACAUGAAACCUGGACAAAUCCAUCAUCACAAUGCUAACUUUGGUAGAAGAUUGACUGGCGAAAACUCUUCACAUGGCGAAAUUUUGACCCUGUACUAUAUAACGUUUUGAAAACGCGAGCUUUCCUGAACUGAACUAUGUUGUCUUUUGCACAAAUCUACAAUCUCAUGUAAAGUUCUAGCAUUGUAGAGACUGGGUUAUACCGCCGAAAGUGAAUUCCACUUCCACUGAGACACACCAACACACCACUACUGCGAUUUAUUGAUUUCCUUUACAUUUAC